AAGGGGUUCCGGGUCCGCCAAGAGAGCCACACAGCACCACCGGGUGAGAGCGAAGGAGACACCGACAGAGACACACAGAGACUCACCAAACCAAGACUCACCCAACCUUCACCAGACCACUGAUCCACACCUGCAGCCGGGCUAUCACUUUCAAGGCUCUUUCUCUUGGACUCCUCUUUCCUCUCUCUCUCCAUCUGUCGCUCCUGAUCAUGUGGAAGGCUGCAGUGUUGACGUUUGGCCUGUUGGUGGCACUGGUGGGUAUGGUGCAGGCUGCAGAGGGCCAGGCUAAUUCUAUCUACGGGGUGAAGCUGUGCGGGAGAGAGUUUAUACGGGCCGUCAUCUUCACCUGCGGAGGAUCGCGUUGGAGGAGAGGAGUGGGCGAUGCAGGUGACAUCUCCAUUGACGAGGAGACUGAGGCCUACAGCCCAUGGAGCUCCAACGCUAUCCCCGGCCUCGCCAGCAAGCAGCGUCCAGGACUGGAGGCCCAGGGCUGGGCAGGCGAGGUCAGGGAGGGGGGCUCUGCCGCUGCUGUCUUCAGUCGUUUGGCCCGCUCGCCCAUCUCAGAGGAAGUGCUAGAGGCCCUGCGCAGCACGGACAGGAAGGGGCGGGAUGUCGUGGUGGGCCUCUCCAACGCCUGCUGCAAGUGGGGCUGCAGCAAGAGCGAGAUCAGCUCCCUCUGUUGAGCACUACCAACACCUCUCAUUUCCAUCCCUCCAUCCCCUCGUCCCUCUGCCUCUACCUCUCCUCCUACAUCACCCCAUCUCUUCUACCUUUCCUCCUACAUCACCCCAUCUCUCAUCCCUCUGCUCAGCUCUACUAGGUCUUCUCCUACAUCACCCCAUCUCUCAUCCCUCUGCUCAGCUCUACUAGCUCUCCUCCUACAUCACCCCAUCUCUCAUCCCCCUGCUCAGCUCUACUAGCUCUCCUCCUACAUCACCCCAUCUCUCGUGCCUCUCCUCUAUCCAUUCUACUUUCAAUAUUCUGGCCAUCUCCAUCUCUCACUAACAAUCCCUUCAUUCCUGCCUGUCUUCCUCCUCUGUCCCCAAAAUGUAUUGCCUUCUCUCCUUCCCUCUAGCCCUCCAUCACUCCACUUUUCUAUCCCUCCAUUCCCUCCUGCCUCUUCUCCUUCUCCUGGAUCAUUGUGUUGAUAAUUCAGGGUCUCCUGACUGUGAGGGUGUAAAAAGAAAAGGUGACAAAGCAGCGCGAGCGAAGACAUUCUUUGACCAUGCAUGUAUUCUCCAACCUAUGUCAGUAUUAUGAGCAGUUUUUGUGUGUUUAGUUACUGAUAUGACAGUCCAAUAAAGUUGUGUUUUGAAAGUG
Messenger RNA from Salvelinus fontinalis (brook trout), 1320 nucleotides. RefSeq names its product relaxin-3-like. Gene Ontology annotation, cellular component: extracellular region. The coding region runs from base 210 to 683 and encodes 157 amino acids. NCBI's taxonomy places the organism in Eukaryota, Metazoa, Chordata, Actinopteri, Salmoniformes, Salmonidae. Gene Ontology annotation, molecular function: hormone activity. The record is from RefSeq and is a predicted model, not a curated record. The transcript has 2 exons.